Sesamum indicum (sesame) is the source of this 823-nucleotide messenger RNA. Its product is annotated as AP-2 complex subunit sigma. Gene Ontology annotation, cellular component: AP-2 adaptor complex. Gene Ontology annotation, biological process: protein transport; clathrin-dependent endocytosis. The record is from RefSeq and is a predicted model, not a curated record. Lineage: Eukaryota; Viridiplantae; Streptophyta; Magnoliopsida; Lamiales; Pedaliaceae. Gene Ontology annotation, molecular function: clathrin-cargo adaptor activity.
AAAAAAUGUAGGAACACAGCAGGGGGGCAAUGUCGUUUUUGACCUCUGACUUGUCUCCUCGGAAAUCAUUUCCAAGUUUUCGACUCUGCAAUCUGCGUGGUGCUGGUGUGAAUUUCAUCAUCUCUUCAAGAUGAUCCGAUUUAUACUGUUACAGAACAGGCAAGGCAAAACUCGAUUGGCCAAAUACUACAUUCCUCUCGAGGAGUCCGAGAAGCAUAAGGUUGAGUACGAGGUUCAUCGAUUGGUUGUGAAUAGGGAUCCAAAAUUCACCAACUUUGUGGAGUUCCGAACCCACAAGGUUAUCUACAGGCGAUAUGCUGGUUUAUUUUUCUCUCUAUGUGUGGACAUCACGGACAAUGAGUUAGCUUAUUUGGAGUGCAUUCACUUAUUUGUGGAGAUACUGGAUCAUUUUUUCAGCAAUGUGUGCGAGUUAGAUUUGGUUUUUAAUUUCCACAAGGUAUAUCUCAUAUUAGAUGAGUUCAUACUUGCUGGGGAACUGCAAGAAACAAGCAAGAAGGCAAUCAUAGAGAGAAUGGGGGAAUUGGAAAAGCAGGAGUAAGGAUUUGAGGGGCAGUAUCUUGAAGGUCAAGAAGCUACGUAGUGCAUAACAUUAUUGAAACAGAACUGCAACACUCUCCAAUUUCUUACGCCUUCAAGAUUUUGAAAUCUUGUUUGUAAAGAGUCACGCGUGCGCAAUGUUAUUUGAAUGGUGAUUUGACAUUGCUUGAAAAUUCAAUUAAAUUAGCACCCUACUCUACUCUUUCUGUAAAAGCAGAACAAUUAGCCAUGAUAUGGUUGCGAUAAGUUCAGUUCACGGUCUACA